AUGAGGAGGAAUAUCAGAAAAGCCUUUUACUAUGCCCUUAAACCAAAUGAUAAACCAUAUGUUUUAGCUUCAUACAAAAUUUUAACAGUAAUUAAUAAUGCUUUCGUGCAAGAUAUAAUUGAUAAUAAUUUAAUUCUCGAAUACUAUCCGAAAAUUUUCCAAACGGAAUCGCCCAAUACCCUUCUAAUCAGUAGAUAUUCAAUGCUUGCUACCGUUACGCUCUCAGCUUCGGUAAAAAAUUCAGAAAAAACUUGCCAAAUCUUCGUUAACUUGCUUAACGACGUUAAUUUCUUAGCCACAUAUUAUUUAUAUCACUCAAUAUAUACAUUUCCAGACAGAUUUGUUCGUAAUAGGCAAGCAAUUGUAAAUUUGCAUUUAGAAGUUCUUAUUUCACAGUAUAUACGUCGUAUUGACGCAUCUACUAUCGAUUUCAAUAACAUUUUAGACCCCACGACAUCCAAAUUAGUUGCCUGGUAUAACUUAAUUAAAGUGGCCAUUGAUAAUAACGUUUAUGAUAAGCAAUUUGUUUCCGAUGAUGUAUGGCAAUCAUUAAGUAUUGAUGCAGAAGUACCUCAACGCGUUCAUGACGCUCGAUGGGAUGCAAUUUCCUCAUUUUGCAAAAAAACACAACCCUCAUUCUGCAUGGUAUUCUUAUACCAAGCGUUUCAUCUAUUUUCAGAAGUUCCGACUACUUUAUGCCCUUACCAUGUAUCAGCUCUUGAAGUUAUUACAAAUGUAAUUCCGGCAUGUCCAAAUGAACUUCAAUUUAGUGUUUUGCAAACUGUAUUGAAUACUAUUAUUCGUCAUCCAUCCAAUUCUUUCUUCCAUCUGGCUGCUCUCCAUCUUUGCGAAGUUUUAAGCGCAAUCCCAAGUAUUUGCGAGCAGGCAGCAAUUAUCUUUGUUCCUCCUCUUAUAAAAGAGACUAGUGAUAGAACAAAAGGUAUUUUGCACGUUGCUGCUUUCGCAAUAAUUAAAGCUUUCUUAUUGGCGACAACAAAGAACCAGCGAUUGCACACAAUGUUGUUUUCGUUAAACGACGUUGUAACAUUCAUUAGAGGAGACCUCAGACAAUACGAAGAGCUUCUGACAACUUCUUAUGGAGAUGAGAAAUAA
Molecule: messenger RNA, 1113 nt
Organism: Trichomonas vaginalis G3
Lineage: Eukaryota; Parabasalia; Trichomonadida; Trichomonadidae
Exons: 1
Coding region: 1-1113 (370 amino acids)
Source: RefSeq, a predicted model, not a curated record